Molecule: messenger RNA, 1594 nt
Organism: Hibiscus syriacus
Lineage: Eukaryota; Viridiplantae; Streptophyta; Magnoliopsida; Malvales; Malvaceae
Product: aspartate aminotransferase, chloroplastic-like
Exons: 12
Coding region: 212-1594 (460 amino acids)
Biological process (GO): biosynthetic process; amino acid metabolic process
Molecular function (GO): pyridoxal phosphate binding; transaminase activity
Source: RefSeq, a predicted model, not a curated record
UUACUACACCUCAGUUUUAACGCUAUCUCAACAUUUUUCCCCUAGAAGACGAUUUUGUCGCAGCACACUGUUCCUCUCUCCUUGUCGAUUCCAACGGCGCCAUUACUCAGUUGAUCACCAAGCUUUUUGCUUCGAACCCAUCGCCCCUUUCCCUAUACUUAAAAUCUUGUUGCUAUUCAUUGUUGUUAUUAGCAGUUUGUUUAAUUUCCUCAUGGCUUCAUCGGUACUCUCUUUGGCUUCUGCCACUCCCUCUGCUUCGCUUUCUUUCCAUGGAAUCCACAAGGGAAAAUCUAAUCUUGGGGGCAUCAACAAGGAAAAAACCAAUACUUUCAUCAAAGCAAAGUCUUUUGGUCGAACAUCUAUGGUUGUCGCAUCCAUUGUGUCUCGUUUUGAGGGUAUAACAAUGGCUCCACCUGAUCCAAUUCUUGGGGUAUCUGAAGCUUUCAAAGCAGACAACCAUGAAUUGAAACUCAACCUUGGAGUUGGAGCCUAUCGAACAGAAGAGCUACAGCCCUAUGUGCUUGAUGUGGUUAAAAAGGCUGAUAAGCUUCUACUGGAGAAAGGGGAAAACCGUGAGUAUCUCCCUAUUGAAGGCUUGGCUGCUUUUAAUAAAGUGACUGCAGAGCUGUUAUUUGGAGCAGACAAUCCAGUUAUAAAGCAACAAAGAGUUGCAACAGUUCAAGGGCUUUCAGGAACUGGUUCACUUCGGCUGGCUGCAGCGCUCAUAGAACGAUAUUUUCGUGGGGCAAAAGUUCUAAUAUCAUCUCCUACUUGGGGUAACCACAAGAACAUUUUCAAUGAUGCUAGGGUUCCAUGGUCGGAAUACCGAUAUUAUGACCCGAAAACAGUUGGUUUGGAUUUUGAAGGGAUGAUAGCAGACAUCAAGGCUGCUCCCAAGGGAUCUUUUAUUCUUCUUCAUGGUUGUGCUCACAACCCUACUGGUAUCGAUCCAACUCCAGAGCAGUGGGAAAUAAUUGCAGAUGUCAUCCAAGAGAAGAACCAUGUUCCGUUUUUCGAUAUUGCAUACCAGGGGUUUGCAAGUGGAAGCCUUGAUGCUGAUGCAGCAUCUGUUAGGAUGUUUGUAGCUCGUGGUAUGGAGGUUAUUGCCGCUCAAUCAUACAGUAAAAAUCUUGGCCUUUAUGCAGAGAGGAUUGGAGCAAUAAAUGUCGUUUGCUCGUCACCAGAGGCUGCUGCAAGGGUAAAGAGCCAACUGAAAAGAAUAGCUCGACCGAUGUACUCGAAUCCUCCUGUUCAUGGGGCAAGGAUCGUUGCCGAUAUCGUUGGGGAUUCAACUCUCUUCAACGAAUGGAAUGCAGAGAUGGAAAUGAUGGCCGGGAGAAUUAAGAACGUGAGACAUAAAUUAUUCGAUAGUCUUUCUUCCAAAGACAAAAGUGGGAAGGAUUGGUCUUUCGUUCUCAAGCAGAUCGGCAUGUUUUCAUUCACAGGCUUAAACAAAGCUCAGUGCGAUAAUAUGACGAACAAGUGGCAUGUUUAUAUGACCAAGGAUGGAAGGAUUUCCCUUGCAGGAUUAUCAUUGGCAAAGUGUGAAUACUUAGCAGACGCCAUCAUCGAUUCAUAUCACAAUGUGAGUUAA